AUGACAUAUGGAUUCAAAGAUAAGCAUGGUGAAGGACGUUAUGGAGGGGUCUACAAAGGUGACCUUUCUGAUGGGCGUGCAGUUGCAGUGAAGAUCCUAAAAGCAUCUAAAGGUGAUGGAGAAGAAUUUAUCAAUGAAGUUGCAAGCAUCAGCCAAACUUCUCAUGUCAAUGUCGUAUCUCUUUUAGGAUAUUGUCUUGAUGGGAGCAAAAGAGCUCUUAUUUAUGACUUAAUGCCAAAUGGAUCCCUAGAGAAAUACAUAUAUGGUGAUGGUUCUCUCUUGGGACUGCACAAAUUGUAUCAAAUAGCUGUUGGAAUUGCUAAAGGAUUGGAGUAUCUUCACCGUGGAUGCAACACAAGAAUUUUGCAUUUUGACAUAAAGCGUCAUAACAUACUCCUUGAUGAGGAAUUCUGUCCUAAGAUAUCAGAUUUUGAUUUGGAAAAACUAUGCACCAGGAAAGAAAGCAUUUUAUCCAUGUUGGGAGCACGAGGGACGUUUGGUUAUAUUGCUCCCAAAAUAAUCAGUAGGAGUUUUGGAGGAGUCUCACACAAGUCCGAUGUCUAUAGUUAUGGAAUGAUGGUUCUAGAAAUGGUCGGAGGAAGAAAAAAUGUCAAGGGAGAAGUGAGCCAUACAAGUGAGAUAUAUUUUCCUUACUGGGCAUAUCAGCAUAUUCAGCUAGACGAUGAGCUGAAACUACACGGGAUUAUAAUCAAAGAAGAAGAAGAAACUGCAAGGAGGAUGAUAUUAGUAGGUCUCUGGUGCAUCUAA
This is a messenger RNA of Lycium barbarum (goji berry), 768 nucleotides long. Its product is annotated as PR5-like receptor kinase. NCBI's taxonomy places the organism in Eukaryota, Viridiplantae, Streptophyta, Magnoliopsida, Solanales, Solanaceae. Gene Ontology annotation, biological process: protein phosphorylation. Gene Ontology annotation, molecular function: ATP binding; protein kinase activity. Bases 1 to 768 code for a protein of 255 amino acids. The record is from RefSeq and is a predicted model, not a curated record. The transcript has a single exon.